This is a messenger RNA of Drosophila novamexicana, 2195 nucleotides long. RefSeq names its product monocarboxylate transporter 10 (gene kar). The record is from RefSeq and is a predicted model, not a curated record. Bases 183 to 1910 code for a protein of 575 amino acids. Gene Ontology annotation, molecular function: monocarboxylic acid transmembrane transporter activity. Lineage: Eukaryota; Metazoa; Arthropoda; Insecta; Diptera; Drosophilidae. Gene Ontology annotation, biological process: transmembrane transport. The transcript is spliced from 7 exons.
AAGCGCUCGGUUGUGUGUGGUUUUCGAUUCGUUGGCGGCUAUCAAAAAGUCUACGUCUUGACAUCCAGUGGCGGCGAAACGCGCCGUACAGUGCCCAAGGGGAUCAACAACAAAACGUUCAACAUAAAGUUCGAGUGCAUUUACAUACGCUAAACCGCACGCUUUGACAUCCAGCCGCAGUAAUGGCCGAGAACGAGCCCCUCGACGAGUCAGCCAGCCAGCCAAAUGGUCGUAUUGUCAGUGCCGAGCAAUUUGGCAAUGGACACGCAGCGUUGGCCAACAACGGGCAGCUGCACAGAGCCACAGCCAACGGCAAGAGCCAGGCGAAUGGCGUCCAAGCACACAUCGAGGCGCCCUGCUGUCGAGAUAUACACGGCAAGGAGCCGCCGGAUGGCGGUGCGAGGGCCUGGCUGGUAAUGGUCAGUGCGUUCCUAUGCAACGGCGUCAUCUUUGGCCUCAUCAACACAUACGGCGUGCUGCAUAAGCUGCUAACGGAGCGGCUGACGGCGCAGGGCGAUGCGGAGGCAAACAGCAAAGCGGCUUUGGUUGGCUCCUUGGCAAUUGGCACCACCUUCUUCCUGUCACCAGUCGCUGGAUGCCUGACUGACAAAAUUGGCCUCCGGCUGACCACCUUCAUUGGUGGCAUGCUCGCAUCCGGCGGGCUGUUGCUUUCGUCAUUUAGCUCUGACAAUAUCACCGCCUUGUAUUUUACAUAUGGCAUCAUGUUUGGGCUGGGCGGCGCAUUGGCCUACACGCCCACGCUGGCCAUACUGGGGCAUUACUUCAAGCGCUAUCUGGGCAAGGUGAGCGGCUUUGUGACUGCCGGUUCGAGCGUGUUUACUGUUAUACUGCCACCCGGUCUGGACUGGCUGCUGGGCAGCUAUGGACUGGAGACGACUUUAAGGAUGAUGAGUCUCAUGGCGGCAUUUAUUAUAGUCUGCUCGUUUGUGUACAAGCCGCUGCAUCUGCCGCUGCACUCGACCAAGAAGAAGGAUGGCCGUUCGCGCCUUAAUGUACUCAUGCGCUCCAUUAUCAAUGUGGAGAUCUGGAAACGGAAGCGCUAUGUCAUCUGGGCCCUGUGCGUGCCACUGGCUCUGUUUGGCUACUUUGUGCCCUAUGUGCACAUGAUGAAGUUUGUGGAGACCUCCUUUCCCGGCAGGGAUGUCAAUUUGCCCGUCAUGUGCAUAGGCAUUACCUCGGGCAUUGGCCGUCUCAUAUUUGGCGUCAUAGCUGAUAUGCCCGGCGUCAAUCGCAUGUACCUGCAGCAGCUUUCGCUGGUCUGCAUAGGCCUGGUCACCUUGUUGCUGCCACUGACCAGCUCGUAUGUGGUGCUUGUGUCUUUCGCCUUGAUAAUGGGCCUAUUCGACGGCUGUUUCAUCUCGCUGCUUGGUCCGAUCGCCUAUGAGAUUUGUGGACCCUCGGGCGCCACGCAAGCCAUUGGCUUUCUGCUGGGUCUCUGCUCGCUGCCAUUGACUAUUGGCCCGCCUGUUGCUGGCAUGAUAUUCGAGCGUACCGGCUCGUAUACGCUGCCAUUGAUACUAGCUGGACUGCCGCCACUGCUCGGCUCUUCGCUGUUGUUCCUCAUGCGUUGCGUGAAGGAUGACUCCGCUAGCAAUGAUACGAACGGAGUUUUGGCUCGGCAAAAUAGUGACAUUGAAAACUCCUCCAAUGGCGACUAUCGCAUGAGUGCUGUGAAGUCUAAUGCGCCGCUUAUGGGCUCAAGAGUCAGCGGAAACGGCGCCAAGUCCAAUGGAUAUGCAAUAUCCAACGGCUCAACAACUGCUAUCAAGUUGCAAGCACCUCUCAUGGGUUCGACUACAGAUGCAAAUGGUGUCAAUGGGCAUGCCAACGGGCAUUUGGAUAUGACAGAUCCAGCAACUGAGACACCCAUCGACAGGCCAGGAUCCUAGACAAAGUCGCUGUCGUCUGCUCAAAUCUCAAAAUUCCACAAAACUUUAUCAUUAAUAUUUUCUGCCAUUUUAAUCUAUGAUCAUAUCGCUAACAGCAUAUCUAGCGCAUAAAGAAAGGUGUUCAUUCAUUUUUGACUACUGUACAUAUGGGACGAUGUCCAAAUAUUUUGAAUAGACCUUUUGUUGGAGAGACUCUCGUGUACUUUAUGUACAUGUUGUAAUACUUAUUUUUUCAUAAAUGUGUAUACUAUAGGCUAAGACAUAUUUGAAAUGAAAAAUAAAUCA